This is a messenger RNA of Cylindrotheca closterium, 5331 nucleotides long. The record is from the annotation of a GenBank genome assembly. Lineage: Eukaryota; Bacillariophyta; Bacillariophyceae; Bacillariales; Bacillariaceae.
AUGAGAACCUUUGUUCCUCCCAGUGUGAACAAUAAUACCAACGAUGGAGGGAGUAGUAGACCUGGGUACAAUAGUAGUACAACACGAUCCACACAACAACCACCGCCAGCUUCAGGAUCAAGUUAUUCCAGACCACAAUCCAGAUUGGUUCAACCAGGAACAUCCAGACCACCAGCAACAUCUCGAACAAACAAUCUUCCAUCGUAUGCAUCCUCUCGAACGUCUCCAUCAACUGCUGGGCAACAACGGCCACAGUCAUCGUAUGCUGGAAGUUCCCAUCACCGGCCACAACCUUCCUAUACCGGUUCGUCAUCGUAUGCAACAGCGAGACCAACAGCAGCAACAACAAGCACUUCCAGACAAAGAACACCUGCGUCAUCCAGAGCAGUUCCACCACUGCCUACGAGCCGAGUUUCAAAUGGAGCGAUACGGACGUCACCCAUUCACAGUAAUAGCAACAGCAACAGCAUUGGUCGAUCCAAGCCUGCAGGUCCGUUGCACCAACCGUUGGCAGCCGAUAGUUAUGUAUGGGUACGAACCGAACUUUUAAAAGCCAUUUGGGACAAUCAUGGCAAGCUACCUUCCGGAUGGACUCCCAAUCGAAAACGAGGUCGUGAUUUGGCUUGGGGUUGGAUGCGAGCGCAGGUCGUGCAAUCGUCGUCCGUUGGAGGCUCUGGGAUUGGACAACAUCGUCUCAAAGGAAGCAGCAGUGGGAAGUCCAUUCUAGUAUCGGUCAAGGCGAAUGAUGCAUCCUUUGCGCCGCAAGAAUUGAUGGAUGCAACAGUUUCCUUUUCCUACGAAUCGGGAGAUUUGGAGACGGUGUGUCCGGCCAACAGUUGGUGGAAGAAACAGAAUCCAGAGGCUCCCACCGAUAUGUGUUCCUUGACACAUUUGCACGAACCUUCCGUUGUCUAUUCCUUGCAACAUCGAUACCAAAAUGACAACAUUUAUACGUAUACGGGGAAAAUCCUUCUAGCGCUCAAUCCAUUCCAAGUACUAGAGGGCGUUUAUGGGGAUCAAGUCAUGAAGCAGUAUUGGAAGCAGGCAGCAGGGUCAAUGGAACGGCCGCCGCCACAUGUCUAUGCAGUAGCACAAGAAGCCUAUAAGGCGUUGUUGGAGAUGCAGGAGAAUCAAUCGAUCCUAGUGUCGGGUGAAAGUGGUUCUGGGAAAACAGUCACGACAAAGAUCAUUAUGGGAUAUCUAGCGACACAAUCCAAACGAAUGCAGGCCAAUCAACAGAGUGCCAAAGAAGGAGUAGAAUCGCAAAUAUUGCAGUCCAAUCCCAUUUUGGAAUCCUUUGGGAAUGCUAGGACAGUUCGAAAUGACAACUCUAGUCGAUUUGGAAAGUACAUGGAACUCCUGUUUACACCAUCGGGAACUCUGGUAUCCGCGUCGAUUCAAACGUAUCUGUUAGAAAAGGUUCGUCUCAUUACCCAAGCACCUGGGGAGCGCAACUAUCACAUUUUUUAUGAGAUUUUGGCGGGCGUGUCACCGGAGGAACGAAUCCAAUUGAGAAUUGCAAAAGCGACAGCUAGAGAUUUCCGCAUGACCGCAUCUUCAGGUACAUUUGAUAGAAGAGAUGGUGUGGAUGAUCGAGAAACUUACCAAGACUUGAGGGGUGCCUUGGAUACAAUUGGAUUUUCCAAGAGCGAGCAAAUGUCCAUGCUUUCGGUUGCUUGUGCUCUCUUGCACAUUUCCAAUAUUUCUUUUGAACCAACAGCUGGGGAGGGUAGUGCACUUGCGGUUUCUCCCUACUUGCAGAAUGCCUUGGCGUUGCUGGGCGUUCCCAUUGAAGCGCUCAACAAUGCCUUGUGUUUGUGUGCGAUUGAGGCUCGUGGUGAGAUAUUUCACAAGAAGCUAUCAGUCCGACAAGCUGAAAAGGCUACGGAAGCUCUCAUUAAGGCUACCUACGGAGCACUAUUUACGCACAUUGUGAUGCAGAUCAACAAGUCCAUUGCUGCAGAGAAUUCAAACACGAAAAUGCACUCACUGCCGAGGAUAGGAAUAUUGGAUAUUUUCGGAUUUGAAUCCUUUGAUAUCAACUCAUUUGAACAGUUAUGCAUCAACUACUGUAACGAAGCUCUCCAACAACAGUUCAAUCGAUUUGUAUUCAAGUUGGAACAAGAGGAAUACAAAUCAGAAGGAAUUGACUGGUCUUUCAUUGAUUUCCCUGACAAUCAGGAUAUCCUAGAUUUGAUUGAAAAGAAACGAGUGGGUAUACUUUCCAUUUUGGACGAGAACUGUCGAUUGAGCAGCCAAAGCGACUCGACGUUUGUGCGUGGCGUUUACGACAAGAAUUCUAGACAUUCUUGUUUCUCAGGGAGUCAAACACAAAAGGCCAGUUUGCAAUUCUGCAUUAAACACUAUGCUGGAGUUGUUAAAUAUGAUUGUGUGAACUUUCUUGAGAAAAACAAGGAUGAGCUACCAAAGGAAACAACAGAGUUGCUAUCUUCUUCUUCCGUACAAUUUUUGGCAUAUCUUGGAGACCUGUUGAGUGAUGAAUCUUCGACUUCUGCAAAGCGUGGUUCUGGAUCGAUGAUUCGCGAAAGUGUUGGAAGUCAAUUUAGAACACAGCUACAAGAAUUGAGGGAUCGAGUUGAUGCCACAACCCCUCACUACGUGCGAUGCUUGAAGCCAAAUGACGAGUUAGUACCAAACAAAUUCGAAUCUCGUGUGAUUGCAGACCAACUGAGAUGCGCGGGAGUUCUUGAAGCAAUUCGAGUUGCUCGAGUUGGCUUCCCCCAUCGAUUCACACACGAACAUUUUUUGGAGAGAUAUGGACUGCUGGCAAAAUCGAAGCUGAAAGGUCUUCCUCGAUCACAAGCGCUGAAGCGCUGCAAGACCCUAAUUGACGGGGUACAGAAUGUGGUAUUGAGAGCAUUGGAAAACGAAACUGAUAUCAAGGAGCGCGCUGGUUUGAGAGAAACCGUCGAGCUAGGCAUGCAACUGGGUAAUACAAAAUUAUUUUUGAGAAGACGGCUUUACGAAACGCUUGAGUAUCUCCGCAAUCGACAAUUGGGGAAAUCUGCGAUGAUCAUCCAGAAAUAUGGUCGAAGACACAUUGCUCAGAUGAAUUAUGUUGAAACGUAUCUCGGUUCAUUGGCACUGCAAUGUUUCGCAAGAAGGAUAAUUGCGCGCCGAACAAUUAAUAAUAUUCGUUACGGGCGAGCUGUGACAAAGAUUCAAGCUCAAUGGCGUCGAUUCCUUGCAGAAACGGAACUCAUUGCCGCCAGAUUGAUUGCUCAUUUCUGCCAGGCAAUUGCGCGUGGGGUACUUGCCAGAAAGCUUUACGCAAUUAUGCGAGUGGAGAAACAGGCAACUGUAAUUCAAACAUAUUGGAGACGGUACCGUGAUUUUUCCUAUUAUGAAUACAGGAAAUGGGCGACAGUGACUCUCCAAUGUCUUUGGAGACGAAAAAUUGCCACCAAGAUGCUUCAUGCACGUCGUCGCGAGGCGAAGAACCGAGCUGCUCAGGCACAGGGCAACAGCAGAUUCAAACAACAGACGUUGCAGCAGCACAAGAAGGUCCCUCACAUGCAAAAGAUCGAUAAUACUUCAGUUCCUGAUGUGGAAGCUGAUGACGAGGUGACUCGGCUAAAGCUAGAAGUUGAACGCUUGCAAGCCGCUUUGGCAGCUCAAGGAAAGCCAGAAGCUAGUUCGCCCACAGCGGGAAAAGGUUGGUUCUCGAAACGCGGAACCGAGACUGGUAGUGUGGCGUCGUUAGCAGCGAGUUCGUUUUCCCUUCCUGGAAUUCGUCGUGUAUUUUCACGAACGGGGGGUGAAGAACCCAUCGACGAAACAAGCAAUGAAUUGUUUGAGACGCCAAAAAAGGCCCGAAGCACUUCGGCGACUCCCGACACCGGCAGCACGGGAAUGUCAUCGAGCAUAAGCUUGCUUGACGCAAUUGACCACAAUGAUGUUGCCGACUAUCAGUUGCGAAAUGUUGUGGAAACCCAACAGGCCGGCUCUCCACAGGCAAAGGUUCCAAGAAAUGAUCUCUUUCCUCUGUCCGAAAGAAGAGGUCUGGAAUUCUGUCAAGAAUUACAACGUCUGCAUGACGCGAUAAGAAAUGGUGAUACUCGAACAAUCGAACAGAUGUUAUUGAACACAUCGGAACCCCAUGUUCUCAUCAACGAAGCUGAUGGAAUGGGGCAUAGUGCCCUUCACGCCGCUGUCAUUGCAGAAAACAUUGAUGCAGCAAAAAUAUUAAUUGAAUACGGUGCAUUUGUCAACAUGCAAGACAAUCUUGGUCAAACAGCACUUCACCUUGCUUUUGGAGCUCCAAUGACUAGUUUACUACUGGAUUUCGGGAACGCAAAUCCAAACAUUCCAAAUAUUGAUGGACUCUGCCCACUGCACAUGUCCGUUCAACGAUUUGAUGUCGGGUCGGUGCGGUUUCUAUUAAUGAAGGGUGGAAAGGCAGAUACUGCAGAUUUCAUUCGUUGGUUCACACCGCUCCACGUUGCCGCCCUUCCAGAUGGGAAUAGAGACGAAGUGAAGAUGAAAGCUCGACGAAUGAUUGUGGAAAUGCUUUGCACUUUGACAAAAGAAAAGCCAAAUAUUAGUGACCAAGAUAAUGAAGGCAACACUCCGCUACAUUACGCGGUUCAAAUUGAAACCGAAGAAGCAUGUACUGUUAUCAGCACGUUUCUUCAAAAUGGCGCUGAUCCAAGAAUAUCGAACAAACGAAAUCAGCAACCGCUGCUACUCUUGUGCCACAACAAAGCUCUUCGAAGAUUUGACGGCUUUCAAGACUGUGUGAAUGCCAUGCUUUACAGCGGAGCGAAUCCCAACCAUACUUCGGAUACGGGGUGCACAGCUCUGCACUUGAGCUUGUACCAUAGAGAUGCUGACAGUGCACUGCAGUUGAUCAAUCGUGGCGCGGAAUUGCAUCACUCAUGGAGAAAACCUCCACGUUGGACAUCGUUCUGGGGUGACAUGGGAACCCUUGAGACGUUGCCAUUCGACAUGGUGCAAGAUGAUAACACCUUGUACCGACUUUUGGCGGCCAUUUCACAUCCUACACCGUUGGCUCCAAAGCGGAAUAAAUGCAUGAAUUGCAAGACGCAUCUGGGACCUUUUGCAAAGACCAUUCAUUGUAGUCAUUGUGGCCGCCAUGUCUGCAGUGCAUGCACUCGCACAUCGUUGGCUCCGGAGUUCUUUCCGAAGCCGUUUGACUUACAUGAACAGUCGGCUGUGUGUUUGGUCUGCGAGAAAAUCCUAGUGGCUCGAAAGGAAGACAACUCGACUGGAACUCAGCCGAUUUCUUCGGUUGGAGAUGAAGACGAAAGAAUGCUACCAUCUUCCAUAGAUUUUCAGGCUGUAAAUUAA